This is a messenger RNA of Scomber scombrus (Atlantic mackerel), 2511 nucleotides long. Its product is annotated as probable DNA-directed RNA polymerase subunit delta. Lineage: Eukaryota; Metazoa; Chordata; Actinopteri; Scombriformes; Scombridae. The record is from RefSeq and is a predicted model, not a curated record. The transcript has 5 exons. Bases 108 to 794 code for a protein of 228 amino acids. Gene Ontology annotation, cellular component: membrane; tetraspanin-enriched microdomain; immunological synapse.
GGUGAUUCUUGUCACUUCUCGCCCUCCGCUCUCAUCAUCCGUUAUACUGAGUCACCCUGUUUGAGCACAGCAGUGAAGCCGUCAGCUGUUCUCUGAAAAGAGUGCCCAUGAUGACUUUUUUCCGUCAAUACCUCUGGUUAUGGGUGAUACUUGGGAUCAUUUUUGUGAGUGUGAUGAUCAGCCUCAUCUUCGUCCUCAUCAACAAGUGGAUAAACGAACAAGGCAAACUCAGAAUCUUACAACUUGACAGAGCAGCAACUGGCUUCAACAUCCAGAGCAACAAAUAUGAGCAGAGAAACCCUGAUGGGGACACGCCAGCUCUACCUCCUCGGACACAGUUUCUCAAAGCAGAGGCCCAGAGCUAUGAGAACCUGGCAGAGGAGACCACGGAAGACGAGCACGACUACGAGGAGGCCGCGAACGACGUGCACAAGUACGAGCAGAACGCAGAUGACGAUCACGACUACGAGGAGGCCACGAACAACGUGCACAACUACGAGCAGAACGCAGUUGGCGAUCACGACUACGAGCAGAACGCAGAUGACGAUCACGACUACGAGGAAAACGUGGAUGGGGAGCACGACUACGAGCAGGACAUGAACGGCAUGCUCAGCAAUGCGCAAAGCCUUGAUGGGCUGUCUGACUAUGUGAAGGUGGAGGAUGAAGUGAUGAUUCUCCUUCCUCCUCCUCCAUACCAGGAUCCCAAUCCAGCAGACAGCAUCUCCAUGGCCAGCUAUGAUGACAUUGGAGGUGAAGAUGAUGAUGAUGGAGAGGACUACGACGAUGUGGCGUAAGACCACCAGUGAAGAGAAGGGAAAUUAAUCUAAAAGACACUUUUGACUUUCCUAUUUGGAUCCUGCUGAGCAGAGAUAUCAGAGGGAAUUUACAUUACCACAGAUCUUCUUUUUUUUUAAUAAAACCAUUUGUUACUGUCAUUAUUGUGAAAAAGAAACUAACAUACUAAAUUACCGUAUGGGAUUUUGGGAGAAAAGCACAGACAACAGUACUAAAGACAUUGAAAGUAUAAAUAGUAUUUAGGAAAAGAGAUGUUAUUCUACUCAUAUCUACUGUAUAUACUGUACAUAUACAUUUUAAUAAUUUUUUAUGCAUAAACAUUAUUUUAACCAACAUUUUUUACAUCCAACAAACUGUUUAUUUACACUUAUUCAAGCAGCUGUAUUUCACAGUCAACUGCAAUAGCAGGUAUUCCAUAUAUCAAUGACAAACCGUACAAAAUCAACAACAUAGUUAACAUUUGGUCUAUCACAAAAUAAGAAUUUAAAACAUAAUCUUUCAUUUAAUUGAAAGGGAGUUUGUCAAUCCAAUAUGACAUGAACGCUGCGUAAACACUCGUAUCUGCUUAUAAACACAUUAUAAUGUUUUAGAAACCAUUUUAUUUAUUUAUCAUUUCAGGUUUGUGCAUCUGGGAAACAGAGUAGAGGUUUCUGGCACAACUUCACCUUCUUCCAAGGUACAAGAACAAGGGCAAACAGUCUUAAAAUGUCAGAACUACAGCAGCACUUGUAGCAUAGAACAACUUUAUUAUUAGACCAAUGCAUUUUAUCAUGAAAACACAUUACAAGCAGUAUUUAAAUAGGGUGAUUUAAAGACAGAAAUUUUUCAAAAAGUACAAAAAAUUUAUUUGCAUCCAGACACUUGUCAACUAAUAGUGUAUCUACCAAAAUGGGUUGGGUAUAUGGUCAUGUAACUUCAGGCCAAUCAUUAUCCCACAGGCAGGGAAGCAAGGGGAGUAUCCAAUAAACUACAUGGGUGACACCAUAUUUGGACCAUGAACCAGAAAAUAUGGAAAACAGGCAGAGUAUGGAAAGUACAAAGAAAUAAACUAUUGUUGAAUUUGAUAUUUUCAUCCAGGAGAAAAAAACCUUCCAACACCUUUUUGCAGACGAUACAGUGUAAAAUCUCAGUUUUCAAAAUUAAAUACUACAUUUUUUGUCACAAUGGUAUUUGGAUGAGUAUUUAGGUUUGCUUUUUCUCCUGUUACAGACUGCCCUGUCGCCUGCUUUGACUUUGCUCUUUAAGUGAUUGAGUUGUAUUCAUCGUCAUCUUUAGAUUUACUCCCAGUCGUUGCUUUUUUUAGAUCAGUGGGUGAAGCUUUUGUGCAUCAUGAGUCAGAGCAACAUGGCAUGACAAAGUAGUACUGUUUUUAAAGAGAAGUGGGAAGUGUUGUGAUUUAAUGGGUUAUGACUGAGCUGUGCACCCAAUUCAUGUCAUUCAGUUUAUUUAUAAGGGUACGAUCAACAUUUUCAAGGGGGACAUGUCAUGCUUUUUGGUGAUUGUCUUUGAUUAGUCAAACUCUUAUUCACAAAGUAUCUACUUCCCACUUGUGACGAUGUCCGAUUACUCACACAUGCCCACAAACGGCUCUCAGUUCUGCAGUUUUGUAGCUGGGCAUUUUUCUUAGCAUGUGUUUUCCAUGUUGUCCACUCACAUAUUUCAGAUCUGAUUUAGGCUAAAACAUGUACGUAUGUAUCUGAGAAGUUUCCAUUUCAA